Messenger RNA from Symsagittifera roscoffensis, 2760 nucleotides. Its product is annotated as stomatin-like protein 1. NCBI's taxonomy places the organism in Eukaryota, Metazoa, Xenacoelomorpha, Acoela, Convolutidae. The record is from RefSeq and is a predicted model, not a curated record.
GAUAACUGAAGCCAGAUAUAUUAGAGCAUUAGAAGCCAAAUAAUCCGGCUCCGCAGUCGUUCCAAAUUGAAUUGAGGCAAGCUAUUUGAUCUUAUCAAAGACUGAACCAUAAACUUAAAAUAAGCUCUUUCUUCUUAACGUGAAGUGCGGGGGGAAGUUUUUCAAUUUUUUGUAAGCUUCGAUUUUUUUUAAAACUCUUAUCAAAUGCUUUAGUUUAUCAUUUCUUAUGCAUUGACUUUUAAAGGUCGUUUGAGCAUUUAGGGCAUUGUAUUGAUACGAGCAUUAACGUGUAUCUUUUUUCCAUGAUUUUUUUCAGAAAGCGAAUUGUAAUUUCAUUGUAGAAGCUUAAUUCCUCUGUGAUGCAGAAUUAUUAGAACACGAUGCUGAAAGCCCACCUUUCCAUUUCUCAAUAACUCCUCCCGCAAUACCAGCAAAAGAAAUUAGAGGCAGUUGACCUAAAUGAGUGCCAAAGACACACCAAUUCGUUGGUGACAUUUGUUUAUUGACUGGCCCAUUUUAAAACCUCUCGGUAGAUGUCAAAACUAUAGGUCACAAUUUCUUAAGCUACAGAGCUCUGUGCCGACUUCUUUUCAUAUCGAAAACAUUCUUCUUACAGGUAGAUAGAUAGGUUCCUCCCGCUUAGGAAUUCCAAGCGUGUUCCACGUGUAUUACCAUAAUCACCACUCUCACCCUCGCUCUUAUAUAAUACAGAGUAUGUUAAAUAAUAUGAAAAGCGGUGUGUGUAUUGUGUGUGUGUCUAUAUCUACAAAAAAGCAUCUAUGCAAAUUUCUCCGUCUUGAACCUUAAAUAAGCAAAAGGGUAGCUACAGUCCGAAGGCAACGGUUAACGGAACCUUUAGAGGGAAGGCGGAAAAAUUGAAUUGAAAUUUUAUCCAACUUCUCCAACUCCCUAACUAGCUCUAUUUAAUAGAAGAAAAAAUGAACGCCAAUUCAAUGCAAGUUUUUUAAUUCUCUAACAGAGGCAGUUUCUGCCCUUACAACUUUUUUUAUUGUUAGUUUUCUGAGGAAGCUUUUCAUUCGUUUUAAAAGCAAAAUUGCACAAAACCUGCACGUUUUUUUGCAAAUAAACAUUUUAUCAUUGUCAUUUUUCUAGCUAAUCGCCAUAUUUAUUGCCCGUUUGCUACUCAGUUCAGUUUCAUCAUUUUUUGUUAUCAUUUUCAAGGUGGAAAACUAUUUGGAGAUAUCUGCUCUGAUCAGAUGAAUGAUUAUUUCUUGACCGUUUCCGGAGCCAGCAAGGCGGAGAAUUUUGACGGCGUAAUCUAGUUACAGAUUAGUCGCAGCGCCUGCUAUAAAAAAAGAAUGCCUUGUUAUUAUUACUCUUUCCUUCCAACUGAGUGCUACUUUUGAUCACCUCUUCUGUCCCAGGUGGGGCCUAGAUUUGAUCACGCCACUAAAAAACGCCCAUGACGCAAAUCUACCACAGUCGCCGCCGCCACCGCCGUCUUCUCCUCCAGCACGGCCACCGAUGCGGCUUCUGAAGAAAACUUUCAAAGGGGAUGCUUGAUAUUUUAGUUCUUACCUCCCUCCCAUUUCAGACUACACUCUUGACCACAAGUGCCAGGCCAUGUAACACAUGCAGUAAAGUACUAUGGGGACAUAACUUCUAUUACAACUACCUCAUCCCUAUUAUACAUAUUAUACCCAUUAAAACUCCAUUAGACGGCUGCUCACUUUGAAUACCCAUUCUUCAUUUCGGGGACUUCUUCCUAAUUAAAUUUCUUUUCAAACUGCAUUUUGACCAAGUAGAUUUGAAAAGCGGCAACGAUUGCCACUAAAUUUGCUCCUACGAGUUACUAACGGAUUAAAAAAUUCUAAAAAAGGAUAUUCAAUCCUCAGAUACAGACACACAAAAUCUAUCAGCUUUCGGAACUCUAUUUUCGAGUCUUUAUUUUAUUAACGCCUCAAUUGCGAAUGGCCACAAAAACUAUCUUCACAACUCUUAUUUUUACAGAUUGACAAGCUUUUAGAAGUUGACGUUAUCAAUGAUGAGUUAUUGACAUGAGUUAUCAAUAAUCUUCAACUGCCACAUGCUCCUGAUGUACAAGUACUCGAUUCGCACAUUCUGGCAUUUUGUUCAAACUUCUCCAUGAUACGAGUAUUCUUUCAAUUCCAUUUGUCGCUGUAGUGAACGAUAUUUAAGAGAAGGGAGUUGUGACCCAAGCAUUUUGAUUGCUGGCGAAGCGAUUUUGGAAGUGGCAUCCUUGUUUCGGUCGGGUGGUAGUGAUGCCUAUGCCAUGCGGUCGACUGAAGAACACAUUCAUCCACCGGUUGUUCCUCUGCUACUACUGCACUCCUGAAGAUGAAAGACCCAAGCAGAAGGUGCGUCCUGGGAAAGGAUCGAGCGAGCAGCAGCUAAACAGGGGCAAUGGGGACAACAACUUUGCCUCCACCGAGACCCAAACCAACAACUCAGUCCCGUCAUCCGGCUAUGCCGCCGUCCAACAAUGCUCAACCAAUAACAACAAUAACAACUACCAACUCCGUCGGACACCUUCGUACAAGAUCAGCGGGGACCAAUCUGACCAAGGUGGGGGAGGGGCUGCUAUUACCAGUUCCUCCCCAUCCCCCUCCGAAGACGCCCCUGUAACUCCAGAGGUGUUGAUGACAUGGGUAAAUGAGGUGCUAAGUGAGUCAUUGGUGCAGGAGGUAAACGCAGUGUACAAGUUCGUGAUAGUGGAUGACAAUAGCAAGAGCCAAAGCAUUUACUACUUGGAUCUCAAAAACGGCCGAGGAUCAGUCG